GGAUUUUUAUUUAUAAAUGAUAAGACCUAUUGAAUAAUAAUAACUGAUAAGAAUGUUAAAUAAAAAAUAUAUACUGUUUUAAAUUCCCGAAUAUUCUAUAGUGUUCUAUAAAAACUUUUAUUCUUGGCGUACUUCCAAAUUUUUUAAUUUUACAAAGCUCGUGCAUCUGUUUUAUUUUUUUAAAUCCGAACAAAUUGUGUUUAAUCAGCUUACGUUUUAAAUUUAUUAGUAAUAUACAAUGUCGACAGACGUUGUAAAAGACUCAAAUCUUUUGAAAGAACAAGGUAAUACAGCAUUUAAGACUGGAAACUGGCUAAAAGCUUUGCAAUGUUACACAUCUGCGUUGGAUCUACUGAAAGAAAGCACUCGAGAUAAAUCAAUUUUGUACAAAAACCGUGCUGCUGUGUACAACAAGUUGGGUGAGUUUGAAAAUGCAAUCCGUGAUUGUAGUGCGUCAUUGGACAUAGUAGCAAAUGAUCCGAAAGCAUUAUUCCGUCGUUGCUGUGCUUACGAACAGCUUGGAAAGUAUGAAGAAGCCUACAUAGAUGGUAAGCAAUGUUUGUCGUCUGAUCCGACAAAUAAAGAAAUACAGCCCGUUUUGUCGAGAUUGCAUCCAAUUGUACAAGAGAAGGUGAGAGAAAAUGCUCAACUAUCUAAUAAAAUUGAAAGUAUGUUCAAAUACGCUUUUAAAAUUGAAGAGUGUUUAGAAAAACGUACUACAGCCAUUAAAAAUUUAUUGGUUUUAUCUAAAGAAUCAAGUAGUGGAAGUGUUGGUUUGUUAAAAUUUGGUAUCGUCAGCAAAAUUAAAAGUCUCUUAAAGAAUGAGCAAAAUACUGAAGUACGAAUAAAUGCCUUAAGAAUAGUUGGCCAACUGUGCAAAAAUGAUGAAACUCGUACCAAGCAAGUUUUGGUUGAACUUGGUGUUCCUUGGUUUAUAGAUGCGUUAAAUACUGAAAAUCAAAAUGAAAUAAAUGGUGUUACAUUUAUCAUACAAGAGGCACUGAAUAGUUUAACAGGUAUGGCCAACACAUUAGAUAGUUCGCCAAAUGAAGAAAAAUGUGCAAAGAAUUCUAAAGAAAUAGAUGCUAUUCUAACUUGCUUAGUAUGUUCUGUGGACCGACAUUCUAUAAAUAAGUUUGCAAGAGAUUCCAUUAUAGAAAUAUUAACAAGAAAUGUUCAUUUUAACAAUAUAAAUUGGGCUGAACGUUUAAUUGAUAUGAAAGGAUUACAGAGAUUGUUGGAAGUAGCUGCUGAACUCACUGAAACUAGAUAUGAAUCAAAAAUGGAAAUUACUGAAUAUUCGCAUACUAAUGUUUCAGUCUGCUUAUCAAAAAUUUAUGACAACAUGACCUGUGAUAAAUCUAGGGAAAAAUAUGUGAGUGCUAUUGACGAGUUCCUGAAGAGAAUGCUUUUAGAUCCAGAUAUAGAAUCUAAAGUCCGAGCUAUUUCAACCAUAACAGUAUUGCUUAUGGGGCCAAUAGAUGUUGGAAAUUCAAUUAUAUCAAGAGAUGGCAUUAUUGAAAUGAUUCUUACAAUGGCAACAACAAAUGAUAAGGUACAGCAAAAAAUUGCAUGCGAGUGUAUUAUUGCUGCUACAUCAAAGAAAAGUAAGAUCACACCAAUUGUAAAACAAGGUACCCAAAUACUUAAAAAUCUAUAUAAGAGUGGUGAUGAUGAUAUACGCAUCCGUGCAUUGGUUGGAUUAUGUAAACUUGGUAGUAGUGGUGGAAGUGAUGCUUCUAUCCGUCCAUUCUCGGAAGGCUCUACUCUUAAAUUAGCCGAAGCUUGCCGUAGAUUUUUAAUACAUCCAGAUACCAAUCCAGAUACAAAAAGAUGGGCUGUAGAAGGGUUAUCUUAUUUAACAUUAGAUGCUGAGGUUAAAGAAAAACUAGUUGAAGAUCAAGCAGCAUUAAUAGCCAUAAUGGGAUUAGCUAAAUCAGAGAAAACAUCAGCAAUGUAUGCUCUAGUGUCAAUAUUUGUCAAUUUAUGUAAUGCAUAUGAAAAACAAGAGAUUAUUCCAGAAAUGAUUGAACUUGCAAAAUUCUCCAAAUGUCAUGUACCAGAAGAUCAUGAAUUAGAUGAUGUUGAUUUUGUUAAUAAGAGAAUUAUGUUAUUAUGUAAAUAUGGUGUUAUCACAGUUCUUGUACAACUGUCUAAAACAGAAAGUUUAAAUAUCAAAGAACUUAUUUCAAGAUUGUUCAAUGCUAUUUGUGUCCUACCAGAAAUCAGGGGUGAAGUAGCUAAAUUAGGGGGUAUAAAAUCUCUCUUGGAACUUGCUCAUUCAGGUACAUCCAAAGGCAAAAGACAAGCUUCGCAGGCUCUAGCUAGAAUAGGAAUUUCCAUCAAUCCAGAAGUCUCAUUCAAAGAACAACGCUGUCUAGAAUCAGUACGACCAUUCCUUGGUUUAUUGCAUCCGGACUGUACAGCAUUAGAGAACUUUGAGGCAAUGAUGGCACUUUGUAACAUGGCAUCUGUGAAUGAAAGAGUGCGAAAAAAGAUAUUAGAUACUGGUGGUCUACCACUUAUUGAGAGUUAUUUAUUUGAAGAACACCAAAUGCUUAGAAGAGCAUCUGCCCAAUGUUUUACCAAUCUUAUGAUGUCUCACGAUGUCAUAAAGAUAAUUGAGGGUGAAAAUGACAAAUUAAAAAUGUUAUUUCUGUUAUCUGAAGAAGAGGAUGAAGAUACAUCAUUAGCUGCUGCUGGCGCAGUUGCAAUAGCUGUGUCAAAUAGUACACAAUGCUGUCAAAAAUUAAUGAAGCUUAACAAUUGGGAAGAAUCUUUAAAGGCUUUAUUAGCACAUCCUAAUAAUGCAAUGCAGCAUAGAGCUUUGGUUAUUGCACAUAGUUUAAUAGGUACAGACAAAGAAAUUGCAGAAAAAAUUUUUGCCACUGAUAUCAUGGAAGUAUUAAUGGCACUUUCAAUAAUGGAAGACGAGAAGAAAAAAGAUAUUAAAGAAAUGGCCAAUAAAUGUUUGAAACUAGCAGAAAGCUUAAAACUUAUAAAAAAAGCUGAUUGUGCAGAAGAAUAAAUUUUUGAAUUAGAUUACAUACAUCCUCAAAAUUAUUUUAUUAUUAACAAGUAACCUAUACAAUUUGAACAACUAUACUCUAUUUAUGUUAAGAAGGAACUUCAGUAGCAUUUAGACAAUGAUUGUUUGUCAUUCCCUCUGUAUGUUGACUGCUGUAUAGUGAAGUCACGUCCCUGUACAUAAGUUGAUACUUUAUGAACGUUAAUAGAGUAUAUACAGUGUAUCACAAUGAUCCAACACAUAUAAUUUUAAUGUCAAAUUGUCUAAUGUCCAUAAUAACUUUGUGCAUUGUGGUAUUACUAAUUAUUUAUAAAUUAUAAUUGAUUAUAAUAUAGUCAUUUUCAUAUUUUGUAAUUUAAUGCAACACACUAUAUUCUUUCUGUAAAAAAUAUGUUUUGUUUUUGUUAAUUUAAAAGUUAUAAUACAAUAUUUUAAUUUAAAAAUAUGAGUAUUUCAAGUAUAACUAAUUUGAAUUAAAUAAUAUUUACAGGGUAUUCAACUAGUAUAGAUUUGAUAUGUAUUAAAUUAUAAAGAAAAGUAUUAUUUGGUUUAUCUUUGUACUUAAUGUCUUAAUAUAUGAAACACUGCCUUCUAGUCAUACAAACUUAUUAUAUUUUGUUUUAUGCUUAAUAUUUAUUUUAAAAAUUGUUUUUGAAUGUAUUAACAUGACAUUAUUUUAGAAUAUUAAUAUAUUUAUUUAUUUUUAUUACUUAUAGAAAUAUUAUUUUUAUAUUUAAAAUAUUAAAUUUGACUUUUUCUUUAUAAUUCAUACUAACUUUUUAAUUAUUGAUAAGUAUUUUAUUUAAAUAAAUUAAUAUUUAUUAAUAUUA
This is a messenger RNA of Rhopalosiphum padi (bird cherry-oat aphid), 3858 nucleotides long. RefSeq names its product protein unc-45 homolog A (gene unc-45). Bases 239 to 3028 code for a protein of 929 amino acids. The record is from RefSeq and is a predicted model, not a curated record. Gene Ontology annotation, molecular function: Hsp90 protein binding. Lineage: Eukaryota; Metazoa; Arthropoda; Insecta; Hemiptera; Aphididae. The transcript has 2 exons.